CCCUUGACCUUGGUGUUACAAACACUGCUCUCUAACCAACUGAGCUAACUGGCCAGCCCCAUUCAUUUUUCCCUGGACGAAUAUUCACUGUUCUAGGUCCAGGUCAUAGAGUUGUGAAGGAGAGAGAUGCACACAGCCUUUCGUCUUGUGGGGUUUUACAGUCCACUUGAAGAGACAGAUCAGAAACAAGUGAACAAAUAAACAAGAUAAAUGCUGUUCUGUGGGUCCUCUGGGAGCCCGAUGAGCUACUUCAGAGGUGAAACCUGAAUUAUGAGAAGUGACUUAGCCAUGAAAGAUCUGAGUGUACAAGCAGAGGGAACAGCAAGUGCAAAGGCCCUGAGGUGGGCCGUGACUGUGGGUCUCCCCACCCGCCAGAGAUGGAGGCAAACCCAGCGGGCAGCGCUGCCGGGGGUGGUGGGAGCAGCGGCAUAGGGGGCGAGGACGGGGUCCAUUUCCAGAGCUACCCUUUUGACUUCCUGGAAUUCCUCAACCACCAGCGCUUUGAGCCCAUGGAGCUGUAUGGGGAACAUGCCAAGGCGGUGGCAGCCCUACCCUGCGCCCCUGGCCCCCCACCCCAGCCCCCGCCCCAACCGCCUCCUCCCCAGUAUGACUACCCACCCCAGUCUACUUUCAAACCCAAGGCAGAGGUGCCUUCCUCAUCUUCGUCGUCGUCAUCGUCUUCUUCCUCCUCUUCCUCGUCAUCAUCCUCCUCCCAAGCCAAGAAGCCUGAUCCGCCCCUGCCACCUGCCUUUGGGGCUCCCCCUCCUCCCCUCUUUGAUGCUGCCUUCCCAGCCCCACAAUGGGGCAUCGUCGAUCUCUCGGGACACCAGCACCUGUUUGGGAACCUGAAACGAGGGCCAGCAUCUGGGCCAGGGGUGACGCCAGGACUGGGCACUCCCACGGGGACUCCCGGGCCACUUCCCACCCCCUCGCAGACUCCACCAGGACCUGCCACAGGAGCCGCCUGUGACCCAACCAAGGAUGACAAAGGCUACUUCCGCAGGCUGAAGUACCUGAUGGAGCGGCGCUUCCCCUGUGGGGUGUGCCAGAAGUCCUUCAAGCAGUCCUCGCACCUGGUUCAGCACAUGCUGGUGCACUCGGGGGAGAGGCCAUAUGAGUGUGGUGUCUGUGGUCGCACCUACAACCAUGUCUCCAGCCUCAUCCGCCACCGCCGCUGCCACAAGGAUGUGCCGCCGGCCGCUGGAGGCCCACCCCAGCCUGGCCCACCGCUCCCACCGCUGGGCCUUCCUGCACCCGCCGCCAGUGCUGCUGCCACUGCCCCCACCAGUGUUUCUUCUGGCCCUCCAGCCACGUCCACGGCGCCCACCGCCUCCUCUGCAGAUGGGAACGCGGCCCCUGCAGCCCCUACUGGUGUUGGGGUGCCUCCUCCAACAGGGGGCAGCGAGGGCCCGUUUGCCUGCCCGCUCUGCUGGAAGGUCUUCAAGAAGCCCAGCCACCUCCACCAGCACCAGAUCAUCCACACGGGCGAAAAGCCCUUCUCCUGCUCCGUAUGCAGCAAAAGCUUCAACCGGAGGGAGAGCCUUAAGCGGCACGUGAAGACACACUCGGCCAACCUCCUGCGCCUGCCGUGUGGCAUCUGCGGGAAGGCUUUCCGCGACGCCUCCUACCUCCUCAAGCACCAGGCGGCCCACGCCGGGGCGGGGGCCGGGAGUCCUCGGCCGGUGUACCCCUGCGACUUGUGUGGCAAGUCCUAUUCAGCUCCGCAGAGCCUGCUCCGGCAUAAGGCUGCCCAUGCCCCGCCUGCAGCCGCCGGAGAUGCUCCCAAAGACGGGGCAGCCUCGGUCCCGCAGCCCCCGCCCACCUUCCCUUCUGGCCCAUACCUCCUGCCUCCUGACCCUCCUGCCACAGACAGUGAGAAGGCGGCGGCGGCUGCAGCAGCUGUGGUGUAUGGCGCCAUGCCGGUUCCGCUGCUGGGAGCCCACCCGCUGCUGCUUGGCGGGGCUGGGACGAGCGGGGCGGUAGGCUCUGGCGCCACAGUCCCCGGAAAGACGUUCUGCUGCGGCAUUUGCGGGCGCGGCUUCGGGCGCCGUGAAACCCUGAAGCGCCAUGAGCGCAUCCACACUGGCGAGAAGCCCCACCAGUGCCCCGUGUGCGGGAAGCGCUUCCGUGAGUCCUUCCACCUGAGCAAGCACCACGUAGUGCACACGCGCGAGCGGCCCUACAAGUGCGAGCUCUGUGGCAAGGUCUUUGGCUACCCGCAGAGCCUCACUCGCCACCGCCAGGUGCACCGGCUCCAGCUGCCCUGCGCCCUGGCCGGGGCUGCUGGCUUACCAGCCACCCAGGGUGCGCCAGGGGCCUGUGGGCCAGGGGCCUCUGCCACAUCCACGGGGCCAGCUGAUGGGCUGAGCUAUGCCUGCUCGGACUGCGGCGAACACUUCCCAGAUCUCUUUCACGUCAUGAGCCACAAGGAGGCCCACAUGGCGGAAAAGCCAUACGGCUGCGAUGCCUGUGGCAAGACCUUCGGUUUCAUUGAGAACCUCAUGUGGCACAAGCUGGUCCACCAGGCUGCCCCCGAGCGUCUGCUCCCGCCCACACCUGGCGGCCCCCAGCCGCCAGAUGGCUCCAGUGGCGGCGAUGUGGCCAGCGUGCUGGACAAUGGGCUGGCUGGAGAGGUGGGGGCGGCCGUGGCGGCGCUGGCAGGAGUGUCUGGGGGUGAGGAUGCAGGCGGGACAGCGGUGGCUGGGGCCGGCGGGGGUGCCAGUUCCGGCCCCGAGCGCUUCAGCUGUGCCACGUGUGGCCAGAGCUUCAAGCACUUCCUGGGUCUCGUGACUCACAAGUACGUGCACCUGGUGCGGCGGACCCUGGGCUGCGGCCUCUGUGGUCAAAGUUUUGCUGGCGCCUAUGACCUGCUCCUGCACCGCCGCAGCCACCGGCAGAAGCGGGGCUUCCGUUGCCCAGUGUGCGGGAAGCGCUUCUGGGAGGCAGCCCUGCUGAUGCGCCACCAGCGCUGCCACACAGAGCAGCGGCCCUACCGGUGUGGCGUGUGUGGCCGAGGCUUCCUGCGCUCCUGGUACCUUCGGCAGCAUCGCGUGGUGCACACAGGGGAGCGCGCCUUCAAAUGCGGCGUAUGCGCCAAGCGUUUUGCCCAGUCAUCUAGCCUGGCGGAGCACCGGCGGCUGCAUGCUGUGGCCCGGCCCCAGCGCUGUGGCGCCUGUGGCAAGACCUUCCGUUAUCGCUCCAACCUGCUGGAGCACCAGCGGCUGCAUCUGGGCGAGCGCGCCUACCGCUGUGAGCACUGUGGCAAGGGCUUCUUUUACCUGAGCUCGGUGCUGCGCCACCAGCGCGCUCAUGAGCCACCGCGGCCCGAGCUCCGCUGCCCUGCCUGCCUCAAGGCCUUCAAGGAUCCGGGCUACUUUCGUAAGCACCUGGCGGCCCACCAGGGCGGCCGGCCCUUCCGCUGCUCUUCCUGUGGUGAGGGUUUCGCCAACACCUACGGCCUCAAGAAACACCGCCUGGUGCACAAGGCUGAGGGCCUUGGGGGAGCUGGAGCGGGGGCAGGCACCUUGGCCGGGAAGGAUGCCUGACCAGGGGGGCAGGUUCCUAUCUGCCACUUCAAUCAGAUGUCCUCUUCCAGACUUACCCCCUUCUGGGGCUGCCAUUUAGACUCUUCCGCUCCUUGUCUCCCCAUCCUUAAGAACGUCAGACGGACUAGUCUCCUUCAGGGCCCAUGCCCUACAAACUCGAGACUGAAUCACUCCCAUCCUGGACCUCUCUGGCUCUUCCCUCAUCCCCUCAUCCCCUCAGACACUGAACUUGAUCUUCCGUCCAACCCUUUUUUGUAACCCUCAUCAGCGUCCUCCCCCAGCCCCCAGCAGCAUUCUGUUCCCAAUAAGCUUUGGUGAAGAUGGGUCUGAAAUGCCUUUCCCCCUUCAUUUGUAAUCGGGCUGGACAGUGGAAUAUGAGCUGAGUUGGGAGGGCACAAGGUAGG
This is a messenger RNA of Cynocephalus volans (Philippine flying lemur), 3949 nucleotides long. RefSeq names its product zinc finger protein 865 (gene ZNF865). NCBI's taxonomy places the organism in Eukaryota, Metazoa, Chordata, Mammalia, Dermoptera, Cynocephalidae. Gene Ontology annotation, biological process: regulation of transcription by RNA polymerase II. Gene Ontology annotation, cellular component: nucleus. The record is from RefSeq and is a predicted model, not a curated record. Gene Ontology annotation, molecular function: DNA-binding transcription factor activity, RNA polymerase II-specific; RNA polymerase II transcription regulatory region sequence-specific DNA binding. Bases 378 to 3545 code for a protein of 1055 amino acids. The transcript has 2 exons.